AGGAAGCGUUGUUAACGAGUCCAUGUAAGUGCCGUAACAAAGUGCUGAAUGCCUUCUCUUAUCUGCGGCAGUGUAACAGAGCUAACUGGAGCUUCCAGACUCGCCAAGCGGGAUCUUUACAGCAACAUGCACUUGCUUCUGUGUACAUAAGUGUGGAAUAGAAAGUCAGCAGCCACAGUCCGUUCGGAGGUUGAGGUACAGCUCAGCAGCUGACAGCUUGGUGAGAAGAGCGUUUCCUGGCUUGAAUGCGACCCGAUUGCAGCUGGAGCAUGUCCACUGCAGGCUUGACUGCCCAGGAGAUUUGUUUACCCUCGCAAAGCCUCUUCCUGCGGGGCAGCCAUUGCCAUAGCAUGGCCGGAGCCAAGCCCUCCUGGAAAUAUAACCAUGAUCUUGACAACUUGUACUUGAGCAUUGAUGCUUCUAUGAAUUACAACCUCCAACCCCAGCAACAGGUGCCGUCAUUCUUAACAGGAGGCAAACAGAGAUUCCAUUCUCAUUCCCCACAAAGUCCUGGAGCCCAGCCGCUGCCUCCUAAAACAUCCCGUCCUACGCAGCUGUCCUUAUCCUCCACGGUUGACACCUACACCCCGAGCCCUGUUGAAGAUGACCAGGUGGUCCCUGUCUUCCAGCGCCUGUCUGUAUCUGACCCCAUCUCCCCACCUCAGACACCAAGCCGAGUAGCAAAGCCUCUUCCCCCAAUCCCUGGCUCUGUGGAGCCAUCUGCUGACCAGACCAUGGACAGUGAGGUGGAGUCCUUUACUGGGGAUGACAGUCGUUGUCUGGUGCCUGAUCAAGUUCCCAAAUCUCCCCUACGAUGCACUAUGCACAGUCGUAGGAGUUUUAGGGACUGUGGACAGAUCAAUUAUGCCUAUUUUGAAGGGCCAGUGUUGUCCCACCAAAGCAAGCAACAGCAACAUCCGAAGAAAAAACAGGAACAGCAGGCUCAUGAGCACCUUCUUCAGCAGCAGCGGGAGCAGGAGCUCCACGACCAGCAGCAGCAGAAGGCGGUGUGCCUUCGGCAGCAAGACCGUGCCCAGCGCAAGCUUCGGCGCUCCCAUUCUGGCCCUGCCGGCUCCUUUAACAAACCCUCUGCCCUCCGCCUGUCCUGUCAUCAGCGGAACACCCAGUGCCCGGACAAACCCGAAGUCCCUCCUCGAGUACCCAUUCCCCCGAGGCCAGCUAAGGCAACCUCUGACUACCGCCGCUGGUCAGCGGAGGUAUCCUCUGGGGCUUACAGUGACGAAGACAGACCUCCAAAAAUUCCCCCCAGAGAACCUUUGUCCAGUGGGACAUCCCGAACGCCGAGCCCCAAGAGCCUCCCUAUUUACCUCAACGGGAUCAUGCCGCCCACCCAGAGCUUUGCCCCGGAUCCUAAAUACGUGAGCCGGGGCUUGCAGAGGCAGAACAGUGAAGGUUCCCCGUGCAUUUUACCCAUCAUGGAAAAUGGCAGGAAGGCCAGCACCACGCACUACUUCCUGCUGCCGCAACGACCCGCGUACCUAGACAAACACGAGAAGUAUUUUGUGGACAGUGCGGUGAGUCGAAGCACCGAAGCCUCAGGCUCCAGUCUAGACUCGGUCUGUCAAAGCAAAAGGAAAACGCACUCAGACUUUGUGUAAGGUGGAACAUACAGAACAUGGACUGUGCCUCAUUUUACGAGAGAACCAUUGUCCUGCUGCCUGAGCACCUAAAGGACUCUUCUGCAGCUUGCAAGCAGUUAUUAGUUUUACCCUAGUUUUUGAAAAAGUAGGGUAAGUUACAUACCAAUUGCAGUUACUGAGAAUUCUUGUUGCUGUGUCCUUCUCACAAUGGAAACAAAUCUCUGGCAUGAAAGUGCGGCUUUGGAGGCACUAGUCACUGUGGACAAUAUUGCAAAAUAAUUGUGUUUUAUUAAUUCAUUGUUUAUUGUUGUGUGAUACUUAAGUGUUUUAAAUGAUGCUGUGGUGCAGUUAUUAGGUAUGAGCUGGUCUGGUACCUCAUUUUAUUCAGUGUUUUGUUUUUUUGUUUUUUUUUUCUUUCUUUUUGGUAGUCAGGCUUUAUAUUGCUUUGAAGAAUUGCUGCUUCUGUGGCUGAAAUUGUGCUCCAGAGCUUCUUCUGUGAAAAUAGAGGGACAGCGAGUCAGUAGAGCAUCUGUUCAUUUUGUGUUGCACACGAAAUAUGAAGUACAAAAAAGGCCAAGCUGUUUCGUGGCCACAUUUUUAGUGAAGGAUAUUCCAUGAAAAUCUGUCUAUUCCAUUGUGAAUAAAUAGGCACAAAGUUGCUGUUUAGCCUCCUGGGUCACUAAUGCUCUAAGCUGUUGUCCAGAGACUUUGCCUGUUUGUGUUUGUGUGUGUGUAUAUAUGUGUGUUUGUAUGUGUGGCCCCAUCUGUGUUGUAUUUCUCCGAUUUUGAUUGUGAAAACUGCAAUCGGAAGUUCUGCUGACAUUGUGCAUGUUACAUAGGAAUGGUCUAAAUAUAGUAUUUGCGUUCAUUGUUGUGCAUGGACAAUAUUUGUUAUGCUGCAAAGCUUUACGUACAGAAUGUACCCAUGAUACAUUUUGUUGUAAAUAGGUGUAGUACCAAUCAGAAGUUGGUUAGCUUUUAAACAGAUGAGUGUUGGCUGCUGAUGCUGAUGUUUUUCAUAAAUUUACCAAACAAUAUUUUGAUCUGACAAUUCCUUAUGAACGCAAGGUGACAGUGAUAACAAAUUUGGCUUGGAUAAACAGGGACUCCUCCCAUUUUUUCCCCGUUCAAGUUGUGUUGGCUACCUUCUGCAUGAUUUGAGACUUUCACAGCAGAUAUUUAAAAAAGGGUUAUACCUGAGUGAGUGAUAACUUUAUAAUUGGAUUUUUUUCCACUUAAUACUACAAAAUCAUAACUUUACCACACUUGAAAAUUUCAGGUCGGGAGUAUUUCUCAUGCAAGAAAAGGGUAGGGCGAAUGUUUCCUGUUUUUAGUUACUUUUGAAAGUGUAGCCAACAUAGUUCUUUAUUGCGCAAAAAUAGGUGACUGUUUUGAAACCUGUGAAAGUGUGUAGGUCUUGUUCUCUAGCUGUUGUCUUUGAAUAGCUUAAACAAGCUGUGAGUCAGAGUUGCGAAAAGGACUGUCCCCAGUACUACCUCCCUUAACAGGAAUGAAAAAUACUUCUCUUCAUUAAUAUCUCAUUAUCUGAGAACGAUAACGAAUCAUGCAUGGACUAAGUAGACAAAGCCUUUACUAUCUCAAGCCAUUUUUCCCUCCAAUGUACUUAAGGCCAGGAAAACCAUUAAGUCUAAUCUCAAAUUGAUUACAUUGUUUUUCUUUCUACUCGACCAGACACAAUCCUUCUCUCUGGUUCAAAAUCUCUCAAACGUUUACUUAAACCUGUGUAUGUAGCUAUGUCCGUGUCUAGUACAUUUGGCUGACCUGACAGAAACAGUCUUUCCUGUUCCUGUACAUGCAUACCUGUCAGACGUGAUUGCUGUGGGUGUGGACCUUGGAGACUUUGGCUGCUGGCAGCACGUAAAUGAGAUGUUUUAUUGUUAUAUAUUGUUCCAACACCACCGUGAUUACUCAGUAAAUGUAGCAAGUGCAUCAUGGUAACCCUGAAAAUAAUAAUAAAAAAAGAAAACAAACCCACAAACGUGCUGAGCUCACAGGUCAAUACAUCGAGUUCAAAAAUUUCCACGUCACAUCAGGAAGGGACACAAACAGAACUGAUGCCACUUUUUUGUAUUCCUUUUUUUUUUUUCCUUUUACAAAAAUUCAUUUAUCAACAAAAAUGUUUACAUUGUACAUUUGUAUUAUUUAACCUUUUGACCUGUUUCCUGUGUCUUACCUGAAAGAAAUGAAGGCAAGUUCAAGAAUAGCUAAUAGACUGUGGUAUAGAAGAAAAAAGGCAGAAGCAAAAUGCACUGAGAGAGCAGUAUAUUAUGAUGUGUAAAAGUAUUUAACAUAGUCCUCCUGAGUAGUGCUAUGUGUAGUAUAGCCUUUAAAAGAAAAAGAAAAUAAACACACUUAUUUAUGAA
Colossoma macropomum (tambaqui) is the source of this 3985-nucleotide messenger RNA. It is a transcript of the gene errfi1a, whose product is annotated as ERBB receptor feedback inhibitor 1a. The transcript has 4 exons. The record is from RefSeq and is a predicted model, not a curated record. Gene Ontology annotation, cellular component: extrinsic component of cytoplasmic side of plasma membrane. Bases 246 to 1619 code for a protein of 457 amino acids. Lineage: Eukaryota; Metazoa; Chordata; Actinopteri; Characiformes; Serrasalmidae. Gene Ontology annotation, biological process: negative regulation of epidermal growth factor receptor signaling pathway; regulation of keratinocyte differentiation.